Molecule: messenger RNA, 938 nt
Organism: Papilio polytes (common Mormon)
Lineage: Eukaryota; Metazoa; Arthropoda; Insecta; Lepidoptera; Papilionidae
Product: negative elongation factor A-like
Exons: 5
Coding region: 204-728 (174 amino acids)
Source: RefSeq, a predicted model, not a curated record
CGGUCUAGAAAAACAGUCCACGCAUGCGUAUUCAAUCGGGAUGAGGUCAAUCGAUUCAGCUAGAAUCCUGUCACGUUUACAGUCUUGUGUAAAUCAUUUGUUCUCCAGACUGGUGGAGUGUGGGAGGUCAAAGAGUUGGUUGAGCAUUUCUAUAUAUUUACGAGAAACAAAGUGAGCAGAACUAGCUGUACUAGGAUACAAGAAUGAUGGAAAUCCCACAGUCAAGUUCGAGUGUUGAUGACGAUAUAAUGGAGCAGUUAAUCGAGCAGCAACUCAUGAAGGAUAUAGAGGCUGUGAUGUCAGGAAAGCGUAUCGACGAGGUUACCGGCGAGCUGACGUCAGCCCCACUUGGUGAUGAAUACAUUAUGGCGAAGUUACAAAGUACGAAGCAACGACUUUAUGAUGAUGAUGAAGAUGAUGAGCCAAACGUGAAGGAAAUUCAGCCCAAGAGCUUCAGGGAUAGGACCAUCUUUAAAAACUUCAUACGCGGAUGCAAAACGAACCCGUAUCCCGAACGUGGGUCUAUAAUAAAAAUAAAACUGGCAGAGAGCGUGGAAGAAGUGAAAAUGGAUGGAGGGAAAAUUAAAGAUUUGGUCGUGGAAAAACAUGUCCAAAUGAAUUAUGAUACCGGUGAAUGGUCGAUUGUUAAAAUCUACCGCGACCUCCACGGCGCAAUAGUACCAACGCCGCCAGCGCGAUCAAAGAAUAAUAAGCGAAAACGGCAUUAAAAAUCUUUAUAUAAUUAAACUAGUUUUAUGGUAUAUCAAUAAAUAUACAUAAAAAAAAGAAAUUCGGGAAGAUGUUUAAAAAUAUUUCAAGCAUUUCUUCACUUUAAGUAGUGGUUAUUUAUAUAAUCUUUGAUUUAAAAGUACAGUGUAAGUUUUGAGGUUAUAAUGACAUGCAAUUUUUUUGAGGUUAAAAGUCAAGAUCAAGAAAUA